This is a messenger RNA of Rubroshorea leprosula, 610 nucleotides long. Lineage: Eukaryota; Viridiplantae; Streptophyta; Magnoliopsida; Malvales; Dipterocarpaceae. The record is from the annotation of a GenBank genome assembly.
AAAAAAAAAUGUAAAAGUAGGUCUAAAACAUGUGGUUUUUUCCACAUAUUUUCCUGCCUUUGGUCAAAGGCUUUACCACACACCUUUCCAAAAUUUAUGGGUCCGUCUUCCGUGACACCUACAAACUCCAGUUCAACGCAGCUUGGCCAUCGGUCCCUACCCUCGACCCAAUCCCUAACUGGAAUCUGGAACCUUACAAACCCUGGAGUGAUCAGUCACAAUGAGAUAUUGGAAAUGUACCGGGACUACGUUAACCCAAACUUUGCAUGGGAGAACUUUACUAUAGAGGAGCAGAACAAGAUUCUCGCUGCCCCAAGGUGCAAUAAUGAAAUGGAUGCCACCAAGUUGAAAAGUGAAUUUCCUCAUCUCCUUUCUGCGAAGGAAUCGCUAGUCAAGUAUGUCUUCGAGCCAAAUAAGAAGAUUAUUGCUGCAUGAUCCUUAGUUUGCUCUUAAGCUGUUUUUUCAAAUCUCUACGUCCAUGUAUACUUUUUAUGAUCAAUGUCUGGAUUGUGUUAUGUCAAAAUAAAGUCCUACUCGAUAUAAGACACGAGGAGGUAGGAUACCUCUGUUAGCCCAUCUAUUGUACAAGUAAUAAAUACUAAUUUCUUAU